AGAAUUAGGGAGAAGAAACUUCAGGAACAAGAAUUAUCCUCUAUAUUGGUUAAAGAAUUAUGUAGUGAAAAAGUGAGACCGAAAGUCCCACUUGAGCGAAACAGCAAAUCGGUGCCGAUACAGCCUGAAGAAACAAAAGUUUCGCAUGAUUAUAUAGUCGCCCAAGAUUUUAUUCAAGAAGUGUCUUCAGGGUUCACAGAUGAGGAAACUAUUGAAGUCAUUGAUAUACUUACUACCAAUAUGACAAUAGAAGUUGAGCUAGCUCAUUUGUUUCUAAAAGAUAUAAUAAAACACCUUUCUGGAUUAACUUUGGAAACCUUAUGUAAAAGAACCCAAAGAUCUAUAAAACUUUACAAAUUAAUCGAAAAGAUAGGAGUUGAUAAGAUUAAGAAUAUCAAGACAUUCAGUGCGGAUUCUAUUUCAAAGUUUACACAACCUCAAAUUCAAAUAAUUCUGUGA
This is a messenger RNA of Racocetra persica, 459 nucleotides long. Lineage: Eukaryota; Fungi; Glomeromycota; Glomeromycetes; Diversisporales; Gigasporaceae. The record is from the annotation of a GenBank genome assembly.